Molecule: messenger RNA, 2206 nt
Organism: Elgaria multicarinata webbii
Lineage: Eukaryota; Metazoa; Chordata; Lepidosauria; Squamata; Anguidae
Gene: CHMP1A
Product: charged multivesicular body protein 1A
Exons: 7
Coding region: 76-666 (196 amino acids)
Biological process (GO): late endosome to vacuole transport; protein transport; endosome transport via multivesicular body sorting pathway
Cellular component (GO): multivesicular body; ESCRT III complex
Source: RefSeq, a predicted model, not a curated record
CAGCGAGACCGGAAGUGGGCGGGGAAGGAUCCCGGAAGUCCUGGCAAGAGAAAUAGUCAGAGGACUCAAGCCAGGAUGGACGAUACACUUUUCCAGUUAAAGUUUACAGCCAAGCAGCUGGAGAAGCUUGCCAAGAAGGCCGAAAAGGACUCCAAAACCGAACAAGCCAAAGUCAAAAAGGCUCUUCAGCAGAAGAAUGUGGAAUGCGCCCGUGUCUAUGCGGAGAACGCCAUCCGGAAGAAGAACGAAGGCUUGAACUGGCUCCGCAUGGCUUCCCGAGUCGACGCGGUGGCCUCCAAGGUCCAGACGGCAGUGACCAUGAAGGGGGUGACUAAAAACAUGGCCCAGGUGACCAAGGCCUUGGACAAAGCUCUCAGCUCGAUGGACCUGCAGAAGGUCUCUGCCGUGAUGGACAAGUUUGAGCAGCAGGUGCAGAACUUGGAUGUCCACACUUCGGUGAUGGAGGACUCCAUGAGCUCUGCCACUACGUUGACCACGCCCCAGGAACAAGUGGACAGUCUGAUUGUACAGAUCGCUGAGGAGAACGGGUUGGAAGUCAUGGACCAGCUGAGCCAGCUGCCCGAGGGGGCCUCGGCUGUGGGCGAAAGCUCCGUGCGUUCCCAGGAGGAUCAGCUAUCGCGAAGGUUGGCUGCCUUGCGGAAUUAACACCCUCCCACCCUCAUGGACUGUUGCUUCUGCCUUGUUCACCUAUGAUUUGCAGGGUUGCUGCGGGAGGCUCCCCCGCCUCCCCUCCCUCCUAAUUCUCCUCUUCUGUGGCCAGAAAGAAGAUGGGUCCUUCUGCUCCUCCAGGCCUGCUGUGCUCAGCAGGGGACUUUGCCUCCUCGCAGGGUGAUGGUAUCCACUCUCUAAAGAAGCAGCAACUAGCGGCAAACGUCUGUGCGUGAGCUUGCCUGGGGGGAGGGGGGAGGGGGGGAGGAAGGGCAACUUUCCUGGGACUAUUCCCCCUGCCUCCGCCAUUUCUUCACUUUUCAACCUCCAUCGCCCUCUUGUGUCUGGAGCUCGUUGGAUGAGAGGAACAGGAGCACAUAAUUCAAGCCCACGCAAGAGCGAGAUUUUUGACACGCUUUAAGAGGACCACGACUCUCCCCGGUGCCUCAUGCGUUCGGCGUGGAGUUUGUUUCCCCGAAUAUCAGUUGUUGGCCUCCAUAGCUGCUGUUUUUGGGGGGAUGGGGGAUGGAGACCAGGCCAGUUGGAAGCACAGCGAGCCUGUCAAGGAGGCGGAUGUGUCCGUUCUCCUGGGAGCUGCGUAUCCCUGCUUUGGAUUUACACACUGUUACGUGGCCUUUGGAAACAGGGCUACUUUACUCUCAUUCUCCUCUCCCCCCCUCACACUACUGUCCCCCUAGACCCUCUUCUCUGGCCUUUGCUUUUGUUGGCAUUGUCUUUUCCCUCCAAAGAGCUCUCCCUGGUCGUGGACUGUCUGUUCUGCUUGCCCUGGACUGGCAUACACCUUUCCCAAAAGACACCGCAGCUGGAGGGGAGGUCCUUCACGUACAGAGAUGCUUCGGCCGUUUCCUCCCUUGUCGUAUCGGUGAUGCUUUGGCCUACUUGUUCUGAGGCACCCCUUCACUGAUAUCUCCACCCACCCCCUGCCACCCCCAUGAGACUCAAGACCUCUCUGGGUGGAAACAGCCGGGUUUAACAGGCUGACGGUCAAAUACCGGCAGUGUUGCUUUGGCCCUUCCUAAGUGUGUAAAAAGCCUUCCCCUCACCUGGUGCCCUCCAGAUGUGUUGGACUGCAGUCCCCAUCACUCCCAGCCAGCAUGGCGAUGAUAGGAGCUACAGUCCAUCACAUCUGGAAGGCAGCUGGUUGAGAAAGGCUGGCGUCCAAAAAACAAGAAGUCCCCACUUCAGAGCUCAGUCUUCUCUAAGGCAGAUCUUGGGGUGGCAAGCGGGCAAAUCGUUUGCCUCCACCGCUGUCAUUUAAAAAGGGGGGCGCUUUAUUUUAUUCUCUUUCCUCCCCGCCGCCUCUCGGGGGGGCCUGGCCUUGGGCUAGUGCGGACCCUACUCCUCCAAGCUCCACUUCCUCUAAUAACCCUUCUGGCAAGCCUUUCACGAAGCGGCAGAUUCUCUCUCUCUCUUGGGAAAAUUGUGUUCCGUUGCCUUUUUUCUUUUUAAAAAAAAUUAAAGUGAAUGCUGUCAGUUCUUCGAUGCUGUUUUGAAUAAAUAUAUAUCUUGUUGGAAA